CGUAGCAUAACAUAAACACACGAGGCGAGGUAGCAUAACUAGUACUGCAGCACGCGUGAUAAAAAUGAGUGCAUCUCGAAUUUUGCAGCUUCAAAAAUUAUCCAAACUUGCCCUGACUAAUCGAAGAUUAGUCACCGGUGGAAUUAAUUUUACUAACCGGGCGCUGAACGCUGGAUAUGUACUCAAUGCUCCAGUAUUCCAGGCAACAUCGAUUUGUUGUCUGAGCACUCAAGCGGCCGAAAAAAACGGUGGAUUUCAUUCGAUUAUUCGGGAUUCGGAAAAAACCGUAGGUCCCAGUGAUACGCAUGAAUUCCAAGCUGAGACACGGAUGCUGCUGGACAUCGUGGCAAGGUCACUGUACUCUGAUAAGGAAGUUUUUGUUCGGGAACUCAUUUCCAAUGCAAGCGAUGCCUUGGAAAAGUUUCGCUACUCUAUCCAUACGGCUGGCGAAGGGGAGAAAAACUUUUCCGAACCGGAUCGAUCACUUGAGAUUCAUAUUGGUACCAACAAACAGGAACGUGUUUUCACUCUUCAAGAUACGGGUAUAGGAAUGACCAAAGAGGAACUGAUCUCUAAUCUGGGAACUAUUGCUCGGUCCGGAUCGAAGCAUUUUAUGGAACAGAUUAAGGAAAAGGGAGCAAGCGCUGAAAAUGCACAAAACAUUAUCGGACAGUUCGGUGUCGGUUUCUAUUCUGCAUUUAUGGUGGCUGAUCGUGUUGAUGUUUACACAAAAUCUUCCAAGAUUGAUUCUCCGGGUUACAAGUGGACUUCAGAUGGAUCGGGUAACUUUGAAAUUCAGGAGGCGGAAAAUGUGCAACCAGGAACCAAAGUCGUCAUUCAUCUGAAGGCUGACUGUCGUGAGUUUGCGGAUGAGGAUCGAAUUCGGGAAGUCAUCAGAAAAUAUAGCAAUUUUGUUGGUAGCCCGAUUUAUCUUAACGGUAAACAAGCCAAUCAGAUUCAACCGAUUUGGUUAAUGGAGCCGAAAGAAGUAUCCCAGGAUCAACAUAACGAGUUUUAUCGGUUUGUGGGAAACACAUUUGACACUCCAAGGUUCACUUUGCACUACAAAACCGAUGUACCGCUAAGCAUUCGAGCACUUCUUUACUUUCCCGAAGGAAAACCAGGUCUAUUCGAGAUGUCUCGCGAUUCUGAUAUUGGAGUAGCUCUGUACACACGAAAAGUUCUUAUCCAAUCAAAAACUGAGAAUUUGCUGCCAAAGUGGCUUCGUUUUGUCAAGGGAGUCGUCGAUUCGGAAGACAUACCUUUGAAUCUUAGCCGAGAGCUGCUUCAAAAUAGUGCAUUAAUUCGCAAACUGCGAACAGUGCUGACGAACCGUGUCCUACGGUUUUUGCAAGAUCGAGCAACGAAGGAACCCGAUAACUAUGAUAAAUUCUACAAAGAUUACGGCCUUUUUCUAAAGGAAGGAAUCGUGACAAGUACGGAACCGCAGGAGAAAGAGGAAAUUGCCAAACUGCUCCGUUUCGAGACUAGCAAAGAGGUUGACAAGAAAGUUAGCCUUCCAGAAUACUGCAAUCAGCAGCAGGAUGGACAAAAAGACAUCUACUAUCUGGCUGCACCGAAUCGAAUUCUCGCAGAAGCGUCACCUUACUAUGAAUCACUUAAGAAGAAGGGCAUUGAAGUUCUUUUUUGUUACGAAGCCUAUGAUGAACUGGUCUUGAUGCAGCUAAGUCAAUUCCUCGGCAAGAAUCUAGUAUCGGUGGAGAAAGAAAUGCGGCGUUCAGAAAAAUCGGAUGAUUCUUCGGAUCACAUGAUUGAGGGUUCGCUACUUAAAACACAGGUGGAUGAAUUGCUUCCGUGGAUCAAGCAGAAAUUAGCUGGGAAAGUGGCUAACGUGAAAACGACCAACAAACUUGAUUCCCAUCCUUGCGUGGUAACGGUGGAGGAGAUGGCUGCAGCACGCCACUUUGUGAAAACUCAGAGUCACAACAUGAGCGAAGAGAAUCGCUAUGCACUCCUCCAACCACAAUUGGAGGUAAAUGCUAAACACCCUAUCAUCAAAAAGCUACACAAAUUGGUAUCGUCAGACCCAGAGUUGGCCGAACUACUGGCUAAGCAGCUAUUUUCCAACGCCAUGGUCGGUGCAGGGCUCGUAGAGGAUCCUAGAAUGCUGCUGAGCAGUAUGAACGAGCUGUUAGAGAAGGUAUUGGAUAAGCAUUAGUCAUGUAAGUGUUUUGUCUAGGUUGGUUGUAUAUCAAAGAAACUAUGUUGAAAUAAAAUACAAUAAGUUAAA
Molecule: messenger RNA, 2251 nt
Organism: Topomyia yanbarensis
Lineage: Eukaryota; Metazoa; Arthropoda; Insecta; Diptera; Culicidae
Gene: Trap1
Product: heat shock protein 75 kDa, mitochondrial
Exons: 3
Coding region: 65-2179 (704 amino acids)
Biological process (GO): protein folding
Cellular component (GO): mitochondrial inner membrane
Molecular function (GO): ATP binding; protein kinase binding; ATP-dependent protein folding chaperone
Source: RefSeq, a predicted model, not a curated record